UGAUGGUUAGAACACUUGACUAUCACGCCGAGGACCUGGGAUCGAAUCCCACUCCCGACAAACUCACAAAAUGUGAGUUCUUCCUUCGAAAGGGAAGUAAUGCGUGGGUCCCGAGAUGAACUAGCCUAGGGCUAAAAAUCUAGUUAAUACAGAUAAAAAAAAAUGUUCAUAAACUACGUCACGAUUUGACGGGUAGAUAAGGUUUAGUAAAGUGCGACGAUCCAUACAUAAAUUCCAGAGGUCUCAUAAAACAGUGUUACAUGGCUGUCCGUAUGUGGUUUCAAGUCUAUUGAAUUUUAUUGUUAUUAAAGCCAUGACAUCAGAAAAGUCAAUAUAAAAUUGAGGAUACCAUCGGUUAAAGGGCUAAUAGACAUGUGCUAUCGAUUAUCCCAAUCUUAGUGGUUUGCAACAUUCUUGCAUUAUAAAGUCCCAUGCCGACUGCCGUUUCGCGCCAGCCAAGUUCGAAAAUGCAGCACGGUCAAACGUUCCACAGUGCCAUGCGACCGAUUUUGCUGCUGUACCAAGUGAUAGGCGUAUUUCCCGUCUACGGGAUUACGAGAAAAGAUCCUCAAGAUUUGCGCUUCCGGUGGCUUACGUUGAGAGCCUUGUUUUCGGUUACCAUUAUGCUGAUUGGAUUAGUGAUGAGUGUCGUUGAGUACGAAAGACUGACGCGGGUCGGAGGAGUCAACACGCAGAGCAUAAUUGGGAUCUUAUUCUACAUGGAUACGGUGUUUAGCAUAAUGCUGCUGGUGAUGAUUGCCCAGAGAUGGAAACAGCUGGUUGUUAAAUUUGGUGAAAUCCAUGAAGUCUUCGUAUUUGGUAGUAGCGGCGGCGAAGGGAAGAAAGGAAUUCAUCUGCCGAUACGUGCUACUGCAUGCACUUUGCUGGUGAACUGCAUCGUGUUACAUGUGAUUUCGAAAGCUGCCGACAUGGUUAACCAGUAUCGUGAGGCGAAGUUUUGCGGUUGGAUUGUGGAUAAUUUUCCACAUUAUUACGCCACUCGCAACUAUUCCUUCGUACUCAAGCAUGUUCCUUACAACAUUUUGAUCGUGUUGUUUUUUGAGUACUUGGACGUGGCUCUGAAACUGGCGUGGGCUUGCCACGAUUUGAUGAUCAUUUUGACCAGCAUUGGAAUAUCGUUCUACUUCCAUGAGAUCUACGAAAAGGUACAGAUAUUCGGCAACGGAAUCAUGAUAGCGAACGAGAAAUUCUGGAUAGAGAUCCGUUUCCAGUAUGUGCUGCUUUGUGAGUUUGUAAAGGAAGCGAACUCCCAUUUGGCAUUGAUAAUUGUACACUCCUGUUGCAAAAAUCUGUACCUCAUGUGCUACGAGUUGAUUAAAAUAGUCAGGAAAGAACAGAGCACCGCUUCGCGCAUCCAUCACUGGUGUUCCCUGAUUUACCUCAUCAUCAAGACAACUAUGGUGUUCCACAACGCGGCGAUGGUCUACGAAACGGCCAAAGCUCCGCUGGUGGUCUGCAGAAGUAUUCCCAACAAAGGAUGGUGUUCGGAACUUGAGCGUUACAUUGCUCAGCUGAGGUCCGACAAGGUCGCUUACAGUGGAAUAGGAUUUUUUCGGCUCACCAAAAGAACCAUGCUGGCGAUGGUCGGCUUAGUGGUAAGCUAUCAGUUGGUAAUGUUGAAAGUAGCAAAAGAUACCAAGGGCAUUGGUGCCGUGGUUCCAUGUUCGCGGCUGGCGUUUUCGAGGGAUUAAGUCUAGUAGACCUUGAUGAGUACAAAUUUAAAAUUUAAACUGACAAUUUUAGCAACUACAUAUAGAUAGAAUACUU
Molecule: messenger RNA, 1788 nt
Organism: Aedes albopictus (Asian tiger mosquito)
Lineage: Eukaryota; Metazoa; Arthropoda; Insecta; Diptera; Culicidae
Product: gustatory receptor for sugar taste 64a-like
Exons: 5
Coding region: 432-1712 (426 amino acids)
Biological process (GO): detection of chemical stimulus involved in sensory perception of taste; sensory perception of sweet taste
Cellular component (GO): membrane
Molecular function (GO): sweet taste receptor activity
Source: RefSeq, a predicted model, not a curated record